This is a messenger RNA of Clupea harengus (Atlantic herring), 2120 nucleotides long. It is a transcript of the gene lhx4, whose product is annotated as LIM/homeobox protein Lhx4. Gene Ontology annotation, molecular function: DNA-binding transcription factor activity, RNA polymerase II-specific; zinc ion binding; RNA polymerase II transcription regulatory region sequence-specific DNA binding. Bases 401 to 1570 code for a protein of 389 amino acids. Gene Ontology annotation, biological process: regulation of transcription by RNA polymerase II; neuron differentiation. The transcript has 6 exons. The record is from RefSeq and is a predicted model, not a curated record. NCBI's taxonomy places the organism in Eukaryota, Metazoa, Chordata, Actinopteri, Clupeiformes, Clupeidae. Gene Ontology annotation, cellular component: nucleus.
GAAGAAAGAAAAAAGCCUUGAAUUCAAGAUUCUCAGUCUUUUUACAGGGCUUCACAGCCUAUCCAGAGCGGGCUUAUCCAUUUUCGCUGUUCUGCCUUCGCUCACCUGGGUUCAAAGUAGGCGCCGCCCCUCCGAGCUUUCAUCUGGGCUCCUAUUGGCUUCUUGGUGGGUCUCUGUUGUGUGAACGUCAAAUGUGCCCCGCAGUGUGAAUGUAUCAAAUUACUGGUAGACUCGCACCAAAAGCACGGGGGCCAUCGCCUCCCACAAUUUUAAACAAGGAUAACACAGCGAAGAUUGAUAAAGGAUACUGCAUUUGUUUUUGUUUUUCACGUAUUUAAAUGUAUAUGGGAGAUUUGGAGACCUCCACAUAGCAAGUGUGCGUUGCCUGGACCAGACGACAAUGAUGCAAAGCGCAGCGGUUUUAGCUUCAGAGACUCCUGUGAAGGGGCUACCGGACAUACUUGGAGUGCCAAUGCAGCAGAUCCCUCAGUGUGCAGGCUGCAACCAGCACAUCCUUGACAAGUUUAUUCUGAAGGUUUUGGACCGGCAUUGGCACACUAAGUGUUUGAAGUGCUCCGAUUGUCAAGGACCGCUGGCAGACAAAUGCUUCUCGCGGAUGGGAAAUGUCUACUGCAAAGAAGAUUUCUUCAAACGUUUUGGAACAAAGUGUGCCUCAUGCCAACAGGGCAUCCCCCCUACGCAGGUGGUAAGGAAAGCCCAAGACUUUGUGUACCACUUGCACUGCUUCUCCUGUGUCAUCUGUAGCCAACAGCUGGCCACGGGCGAUGAGUUCUACCUCAUGGAGGACGGCAGACUGGUGUGCAAAGAAGACUAUGAGACGGCAAAACAAAAUGAUGAUUCAGAAGCAGGAGCAAAACGCCCACGGACAACCAUCACAGCCAAACAGUUAGAAACCCUGAAAAGUGCUUACAAGAACUCCCCAAAACCAGCAAGACAUGUCCGUGAACAGCUGUCGUCUGAGACGGGAUUGGACAUGAGAGUGGUGCAGGUUUGGUUUCAGAACCGCAGAGCCAAGGAGAAGCGUCUGAAGAAGGAUGCGGGCCGCCACCGCUGGGGUCAGUACUACAAGAGCGUCAAGCGCAACAGAGGGAGCAGCAAGAUAGAGAAGGAGAGUUCAGCCGAGGAUGUGGGUUUGAGUGACAGUGAAAUCAGCUUCAGAGAUGAUCAAAUCCUGUCAGACUUGGGCCACAGCAACAGUCUGUAUGCCAGUGUGGGGGACGUGGCUAAUGGGGGCGUGUUGAAUGGAAGAUUCUCAUUAGAUGGAGCCGUGCAGCCUUUCCAUGACGUACGAGCCAGCAGCCCGUACGGGCUCCCCCACUCCCCCUCCUCCAUCAGCUCACUGCCAGGCCAUACCCCACUCCUCAGCAGCCUGGGCUUCUCCAUGGACGCUAUCAUGGCACAGGGGGGCCAGGCUGGGGUUGGGCAAGCUCUGCGAGUCAUGGCUGGUGGGCCGACCUCUGACCUUUCUACAGGGAGCAGCACAGGCUAUCCAGACUUUCCCACCAGUCCCGCCUCCUGGCUGGAUGAAAUGGACCACUCUCAGUUCUGAGCGCUUGAAAGGAAUGCUGCUAAUAAGCUCCAGAUGAUGGACGGUUAUGGACUUUAUAUUAAUAUUUCCCCAGGAAAUCAGACAUAUUUUUUCAGUAAAGAGGACAAGGGAUUGUGCUAAACGUAUCCAACACAAGAACACCUUGUGGUAGAGGCACCCUCUUUCAGGAGAAACUCAGAAGCAGGAUGGACAUCUGAAUUUGAAACAUCUUAUAAAGAAUCACUGGAGAAUAUCCAUAUUAAGACUAUGGAUUUUGUGUUACCGUAAUUUAUUUACAGUUUGGUUUGAAUUCCCAUCUAGAUUUCCACCAAGGCAUCACAUCCUCAUCCGAAGACAAAGUAGAACACAAUCAAACAGAGAAUCCUUUAAAAGGUAUUCCUACAUGUCUCUGAUUGCAGCAGGUUAAUUUUAAUACAACUGCAUUCACUGACAAUGCACUUUAAAUGUGUUGUCUCCAGCUCACUACAGGAUGGCAGGAUGAAUGCACAAUGUGGUCAUUAUGUGGAGAAAAAGAAUCGUGUAAAAGGGAAUAGAAAUGUAUAGUUGUGGC